Misgurnus anguillicaudatus (oriental weatherfish) is the source of this 1372-nucleotide messenger RNA. NCBI's taxonomy places the organism in Eukaryota, Metazoa, Chordata, Actinopteri, Cypriniformes, Cobitidae. The record is from RefSeq and is a predicted model, not a curated record.
AAGUUGUUAGAGGUUCUUGAGCAAACAAAAGUAUUUAAAAUGUGUAUGUUUCUUUUAAAUGUCUUGCAGUUGUGCUCAAUCAUUCUUCGUCAGAGUCGCUUGUGUCCGACAUGUCAUCCUCUGUGGCGUCUGAUUCAUCAGAUGCAACAAUCAUUCUUGAUAGAAACAAUGCGCAGAAAAGAACCCACAUUGAGCGGGAAUCAGCAAAUGAGAUGGUGAGAAACGUUCUCCAGUCUAAGCCGGGGGGAGAAAAAAUCUUGCAUGAAUAUGACAAAACAAAGACAUUGACGGAUGCUACACGGCGACAGAUGGUAAACCUCCUGGUUGCAGACAUGAUGGAAGUACAUGGGAGAAUACCACCAACCCAUGUGCGAACAAAAUAUGCUGUUGGCAUCACCACUCUAUUUCCCCACCUUAGCGAUCCAUACUCUGGAAACGGAUAUAGAGUGGGUCUGGCUACUUGGCUUGGAGGAUAAAGACCGUCCAGCGCAACACUGCAGUUCAAUCCCGGAGAUGCUCCACCAGCACUACGUAUGGUCCAAAGACCAAGAGGGAUUAUCUCCUGGCUGACAAGCAACUGUUCGGCGAGGAAUGCCGUGAGGCAAUUUCCUAAUUGAAACAUUCAACUGAUGUGUCAGUUGUCAAAGAUAAGAUGAAGGCAACAUUUCAAUACCGCCAGACGCUAGUUCAGGACCAGCAAAACUCUGCAACAGUCUUGGAUGUGUUCCUGCGGUUUCUCGACAUCCCCGGCUUGAUUGACCAAGAUUUCACCAUGAUGUUUGGAGAAGAGGUUUCCGGCAGAUUUUUGGCAAAAUGGCCAACGUACUUCAAACCCAGGCUCCUUGCAGACUGCAAGAACUGGCCUUCUUAUGAGCAUGUUGAAGAACUCUUGUCUGCGCAGCAAAACUCAAAUGAGUCUGGCUGGGACAGUGACCUGUCAAGCAUUCUACUGCUGGUUCACCUGCUUCCCCCAACUUCAAAAGGCCACAAGCAGGGUGCUAAAAUUAGCUCAUAUCAAGCUGUCAACCAUGUGGUGAGAUAUCUCAAGAUUGGAGCCAGUGUUGAGGUCUUCCUAGGGAGCUUGGAACCAGGACAGCCCUUCCUCCUCUGUGUUGGUGAACAGAAGAACAACAUUCAGAGGUUCUAUGUCAUCGUUGACCAGAAGGCCAUCCCUUGCAAGGCGCAAACAUCCCUGGCAGCUUUCGAUGAGCUUUUCAAGGCACACUUCAUCUUCAGUGUUAACUACCAUGAAUCCCUCAACAGCUUCUACACAUUCAUCCAAACCACAGUGUUUAACAUCGACGUGGGAAGUGCCAAGGAAAGUCCCAGAGUAAAGGAACUCAGAGCAAGGCUGUUGCACACUAAUACUUGA